UGGCCAGGCAGUGCAUAUUAUUAUAAAUAACAAACUCUUCAUUUUACUCCAAUCAUGCUAAUGGUUCUGUGUGGGAUCAGUUUUUUGCUCAUGUUAAAUUUUCUGGGGGAAAAAAUGCACUUUUUCAAAAGAUAUCACUUUUCCAGGCAACAUUAGGCUACAUGAACAAAAAGAAAAGAAUCUUUACUCUACAAUUUUUUUCCCUACCAUAAAUAUAGAAUAAGAAUAUAACAAAAUGAGAAUAAAAAUAUGAAUUCCACUCUGUAAAGUUUUUUGCUCAGCCCGCCUUUAUUUUGUCACACCCCACCUCUCCUUCUCUCUUUAGCUCACCUCUAACUUGCUCUUUCAGCACUUUUACCUUCUCUCACUAGCUCUCUUUUUAUUCUCAGGAUUCCUGCUGUCAGGAUACACACUUGCUUCCAGACGCCUGAAGACAGCAGGAGACAAGGAAGAGAAACACUAAACUGUCAGACAGCCGUGUCAUCAUGCAGGUUAUAAGAAUCCACUUAGUGGUGUGUAUACAUAUUUUUGCUAUCUUUAUAGUAGGUACAGAAAGUCAGUGCCCUAGUCCAUGUCACUGUCACGGUGACCUACAGCAUGUCAUUUGUGACAAUGUUGGACUGAAGAAGAUCCCUCGUGUCACUGAGGCCAGCCGCCUUGUCAACCUGCAGCGCAACAAUCUGGGUAUGCUCCCAACCGGGGGCUUCAGCGAGAUGAAGGGUCUUGUCUCCCUGCACCUGCAGCACUGCCAGAUCCGUGAGAUUGCCAAUCAAGCCUUCAAGGGCCUCAAAAAGCUAAUUUACCUCUACCUUUCUAACAACGAAAUCAGCACCAUCAAACCUGGAGCCUUUGAUGACCUCACAGAACUCACCUACCUUUACCUGGAUGGAAACCGAAUCUCAAGUCUUUCAAAAGGCAUCUUCUCCCCAAUGAUCAACCUAUUCAUCCUACAACUUGACAACAACAAGAUACGAGACCUGCAACCAGGUACCUUUACAGGUGCUAAGGUCCUUCGCUUAUUGCAUAUCAGUAACAAUGACCUAAGGUCAAUGCAGCCUGGCUCUCUUGAUGAAGUGGAGAACCUGGCCACUCUCACUCUGAACCAAAACAAGCUAUCUACGUAUCCCCUCGAGGCCUUGAGCAAGCUACGUGUUGUUGAGGAGCUAAAUUUGUCCAAGAACCCACUCACCUUCAUUCCUGACUACGCAUUCAGGAGCUUUGGACGCUAUAUUGAGAAACUGCAUCUUAAUGAUAUGGUCCUGGAAAAGUUUUCCAAUGCAGCUUUCGAGGGUGUGACAGCUCUAAAGUCUUUGCAUCUUGAGAACAACAAGCUGAAGACUCUACCAAGCAACCUGGUUUUCACUAACAUGCAGAAUCUUACCAUGUUCAACAACCCAUGGAACUGCAACUGCAAUCUAGCAGACCUUAAAAAAUGGAUGGACUCCAGUCGUCAUCGCCCUGAUGCAAUUUGUGCAUCACCACAGAAUCAAAAAGGGAAGCAAAUCCGAGACAGCAAUGUUUUUAUCAAGUGCAAAAAAGGAAAAGACAAGAAGGGAGCACGUCACUGAAGAGACUCAGAGGAGACGUCUGUCCAGGGGAUCGGCACCAUGUCCAGACAACAGACACAACACUACUUUCUACUUUAGGACUAUUCAUGUUCUUCCAAGUUCUAUGAAAUGGCCUUUGUAUGAACUUUCCAUUUAUACCAAAUAGAUUGAGAAGCAAAGCUAUUCUACACUACACCUUAGGCACACCAAAAGCUGUACACAUACUGUGCCUCUACUCUAAACAUUCUGAGGGUCUUAGAUGUACUGUAGCUUUCGGAUUAGCAUUUAAGUUUAAAAGAGGUGGUAACAUUUUUGUUAUAGCUGCAAAUUCGUCCAAGUAACAUGAAGUAACAAGUGUAAAGGACAUCAGAAUGGUUUGUCCUGAUUUAAAUCAUUUAUUCAAUUUUAACAUCAAACUGCAUAAAAGUACCUGCUUAAGCAUGUUGAUUUUUACAAUAUGUAAUCUUUACAACCUCUUUGAUCCGAGAUUAGUAUAAAAUUUCAAGCAUAAAACAUAUGAAUGACCCAUAACACUACAGAAAGCUGUGCAAUACAAAGUCCAAAGUAUGCUAAGAAAAUAACCAAGUGAUAGAUAAAGUUAAUAGCUAAAGCCUUUUCUCAAUAUUUUCUUUAAUUGUACCAUGUGCUGCUGCUUUUAUGUUGCUUUUUUUUCUUCCGAUAUAAAUGUGCAUGCUUACUCAACCAACAGGAAGUUUAAAUUUUAAAGGAAUAUUCAGAAACUUCUCCGCAUAGCACACUUAAGUAAAUUUUCAGACUAUUUGAUUUUUAAACGAUAUAAACUUGUCAUAACUUGGUAUUACUUUUUCAAUAAACAACGAAU
Messenger RNA from Clarias gariepinus (North African catfish), 2388 nucleotides. RefSeq names its product chondroadherin (gene chad). The record is from RefSeq and is a predicted model, not a curated record. The coding region runs from base 486 to 1568 and encodes 360 amino acids. NCBI's taxonomy places the organism in Eukaryota, Metazoa, Chordata, Actinopteri, Siluriformes, Clariidae. The transcript has 4 exons. Gene Ontology annotation, cellular component: extracellular matrix. Gene Ontology annotation, molecular function: protein binding.